CAUCCGCGAUGAGAACGGUCUUGUGCACGUGAAGGCAAGCAGCCGCCACGAUGCGUACUUCGGGCAGGGGUUCGCGGAGGCGCAGGACCGCCUGUUCCAGCUGGAAUUCCACCGCCUGGUGGGGCUGGGGGAGCUGGCCUCGGUGGUGGGCGCCGACGCCAUCGCGGCGGACAAGGCAACGCGCACGCUGAACAUCAAGGCGUCUGCGGCAUCGCUUUGCAAGUAUGCCAAGGCUUCUGAUCUUGCGCUCCUGCAGGCGUUCGUGGACGGCGUCAAUUACUACCUACAGCACGUGUCCAAGCGACCAGUGGAAUUUUUUUUCAUGUCGUCGAGGCCGCUCUACUUCCAUGAGCCGAAGCCGUUCACAAUGGAAGACCUCUGUGUGACAAUGCGACUUCUGCAGUGGGAGAUGAGCUCGAACAUUGAUGCGGAGGGUUCGCGCUUUUCCAAGUUCUUUACACCGCUGCAGCGCACCUACAGCCAAGUUGAAA
This is a messenger RNA of Trypanosoma grayi, 491 nucleotides long. RefSeq names its product peptidase s45 penicillin amidase. Gene Ontology annotation, molecular function: hydrolase activity, acting on carbon-nitrogen (but not peptide) bonds, in linear amides. NCBI's taxonomy places the organism in Eukaryota, Euglenozoa, Kinetoplastea, Trypanosomatida, Trypanosomatidae. The record is from RefSeq and is a predicted model, not a curated record. Gene Ontology annotation, biological process: antibiotic biosynthetic process. The transcript has a single exon. The annotation marks the transcript as partial.